This is a messenger RNA of Anopheles cruzii, 1251 nucleotides long. RefSeq names its product dipeptidase 1. NCBI's taxonomy places the organism in Eukaryota, Metazoa, Arthropoda, Insecta, Diptera, Culicidae. The record is from RefSeq and is a predicted model, not a curated record. Gene Ontology annotation, biological process: proteolysis. Bases 1 to 1251 code for a protein of 416 amino acids. Gene Ontology annotation, molecular function: metallodipeptidase activity. The transcript has 8 exons.
AUGCGUCGCCGGAAGCCCAUCGACGGCUUCAUACUGUGCGGGGUUUGCUUCUGGACAAUAAUCGUACACCUGGUCUCGACAUGCCUGACCAUACAGCUCGAAGAGCGGAUGGAGAUUGUGCGCAAAGUGCUGAAGGAAGUGCCUUUAAUCGAUGGUCACAACGAUUUGCCGUGGAACAUAAGAAAGUUUCUGAAAAACCAAUUACGGGAGUUUCGCUUCGGCGAGGAUCUGCGCGACAUUACACCGUGGUCAACGAGUGCCUGGAGCCACACGGACCUGCGGCGCCUGAAAGAGGGCAUGGUUUCAGCACAGUUCUGGUCGGCCUAUGCGCCCUGUUCGUCGCAACAUUUGGACGCAGUGCAAUUAACGCUGGAGCAGAUCGAUCUCAUUCGGCGGUUAGUCAAUCUUUAUCCGCAGCACAUGGCCCUGGUAACCACGGCCGACGGCAUCGAAGCGAGCCACCGGUCGGGGAAGCUGGCCAGCCUGAUAGGGAUCGAGGGUGGCCACUCGAUCGGCACCAGCCUCGGGGUGCUGCGGACCUUCUACCAGCUCGGGGCCCGCUAUCUCACGCUCACGCACACCUGCAACACGCCGUGGGCGGACUGCUGCAAAGUUGAUGAGCCGGGCCGGGUGCCGCACAUCGGGGGCCUCUCCCACUUCGGCACACUCGUCGUCACCGAGAUGAACCGGCUCGGCAUGAUCGUCGAUCUGUCGCACGUGUCGGUGCCGACGAUGCUCGAUGCACUGGCCACCUCCAAGGCGCCCGUCAUCUUCUCCCACUCGUCCGCCCACGCCAUCUGCAACAGUUCCCGCAACGUGCCGGACCACGUGCUGAAGCGCAUCGCCGUUAACGGCGGGCUGGUCAUGGUUGCAUUCUAUCCCCACUUCGUGAGCUGCGGCGAAAAGGCCACCCUCAAGGAUGUUGUGGCCCACAUCAACCACAUACGAGAUGUGGCCGGAGUGGACCACGUCGGUAUCGGUGCCGGUUACGAUGGAGUAAACUUGGUGCCGCAGGGACUAGAGGACGUCUCCAGGUAUCCUUACCUGUUCGCAGAACUGCUAGAAUCAGAACGGUGGACCGAGGAGGACAUAGCGAAGCUGGCGGGCCGGAAUCUCAUCCGAGUGUUUCGGCAGGUGGAACAGAUACGAGAUCAGCUGGAGGCACAGGGAAUGCUGCCCAUCGACCAAUCGAUACCACCGGAGGACAUCCUCGGCCGCUCGUACUGCCGCUACUCGGGACCACGGACGUGA